Brachypodium distachyon (stiff brome) is the source of this 2396-nucleotide messenger RNA. RefSeq lists its product as uncharacterized. Gene Ontology annotation, cellular component: microtubule. Gene Ontology annotation, molecular function: microtubule binding. The record is from RefSeq and is a predicted model, not a curated record. Bases 86 to 2188 code for a protein of 700 amino acids. The transcript is spliced from 4 exons. NCBI's taxonomy places the organism in Eukaryota, Viridiplantae, Streptophyta, Magnoliopsida, Poales, Poaceae.
CGUCGCCGUCGACAGAGACGGAGCUGGCGGCGGCGCACGGGCGGGAACCUCCCUAAGCUUUUCUGGGGUCUUCCGCCUCGGACGGAUGGACGCCCAACACCCAGGAGCUGUCCGCAAACCCUUCGCCGGCGCCGCCUCCGCCUCCGCCUCUAGCGCCUCCCACGUCGACUCACCUGACGUCGAGACCGGAUCCUCCCAAUUAUCCACAAUGGAUAGGAAUUUUAUGGUGGGGCAAUAUGAGAAAAUCAUUUACACAUUCAAAAAUCUGAAUCAGUUCGUCAGAGAUCUGGAUGAAAGAACACUACCAGCUUUUGUUACCCAACUCUGUGACGCAAACAUGUUGUGCUCUUUCUCCAACGAGGACGCCUUAUGCAUUUUUAAGACUGCUGCAGAAGUCCAUGGCUGCAACGUGGUACCACAUAGCAGCCAGAUCGUUUCAACCAUCAUUAGAAUCAUGUGUUCAGUUACAGGGUCCUUGCAUAGUGAUGGUUGCUCCAAGGUGAUAUCCGCAUUAUCCCGCUGUGUCAUUGAUCCCAUGGGAACGGAAGAAGAGAAAAGAGUGACAAUUAGCUCUCUCUGCCGUCCCCUUUCUGAUUGCUUGAUGAGCACUAACGAGAGUGCCUCUUCUGGUUCUGCUGUCUGUGUUACUGCACUUAUCCAGUCUAACAAUUGGCAAUUUGCAUCCGAUGAGUUGGUUAAUGACAUCUGCUUAAAAGUCUCAAGGGCCUUAGAGGAGGUACACUGCCAGACUAUUUCACACUUAGGCUUGGUGGUUGCUCUUUCAAAAUUGAAUCAGUUGACACUUGAGCCUUAUGGGCGAUCUUUGAUAAGAUCAGGCUUACGGAUAUUGGAUGAGAGUACUAAAGCAGGCAAUUCUCAGAUGAUUAUAUCAUCCAUUGAAAUGAUACACUCCAUUAUGAAGAACUUAGGUGUGAGAAUCAUAUCUUGUGAGAUCAAUAAGAUUAUCCAUGGUAUGGAGCUAUUGCAGGAUCAUUCUAUGACAGAGAUCAUCACCUCAGUGUGUCAGGUAGCUUCUACAACAACUAACUUAUGCAAUCAGAUAUUGAGCUGGUCAAAUUUAGAGAAGCAGCAAAUCUCCACCCCAGAAGAUGGCAAACUGCCACAAGCUAAUUCUGUUGGUCGGGUUAAGUCAGCGAGGAAAUACUCAGAUGUGAUAACAAUAAUUGCUGAGCCACUCUCACCAUGUUCAAAUCCCGAGGGGACUAAUAAGUGCUCUCAGCUGUACAAUUCCAUGUCUGAUGGACCAAAUCCAAUCCGGAGAAGACUUACAUAUAGUGAGGACUUAAGUAAGAAGCAUCAUGAUCUAUUUGUUUGCACCUUAGAUGGGUCAGCCUGGACCAGAUUUUCUGAGUAUGCAAAGGAAAACAGGGAUAACUUAACAGUGAAAAUAAGUAUCCCUCGGAGCAAAGUCAAUAAAACCUCAGAAACAACGUCUAAUGAGCUUAAACUCAUUAUAAGAAGAGCAUUUCAGCUCCUGAAAAGGGUUCACAAGGCUGGACUUACCUUUGGUGGUCAACUGAGCUCAAGGUCAUUUGCAAUUAACAGCUACAAUACCGUAAAGUUGGACAAAACAACUAAGGAGAUAAUAAAAAAGAUUGAAGACAAAGAUGUUGAGGAGAAUGAGGAUCACCACUCCUUUGUUCACAUGAUCAAACGUGAAAUUUUUUAUAUGAGGACAACACCUACUGAUCUAUUGAGUUGGUUGUUUCUCGUCGAUGGAUGUGACAGGAGUUGUGAUGAACUAAUGCAGCACCAUAUAAGUUUGAUGGACGAACACCAAAACGUUUCGACGUUCAUGUCUAUGUUCGAUACGUUGCGGGAAAUGGAAAAGAAAGACAUCGGAGCCUACCAAAACGUCAUUGAUGAGCUGAGUAAGAAUGAAAACCACAGCAACUGGCAACAGCAUGUAAACUACACAGAUGGCAAUCGUUAUCUACUUGAUACUUUCAGAUACCAAGUGGACAAAAAGAAGACUCCGUACAGCAAUAAUCCUAGGGGUCUUCUAGGUUUGUUGAGAAAUUCUCGGCAACACUCGGCAAAGUUCAAAGAAUGUCUAUUUGCUCGCAUCAUUGCAGAGCAUUUUCCGGAUCUUUUGGCCGACGUGCAGCUUGCAAUGCACAAGGAAGGGUACCUUAAAAAUCUACACUUGAGAUUCUCCAUGUGCUGAAUGCAAGUUGUUAAACCACCUGUAGCUAGUUAUGCAUGCGUAGAUGUAUAGUUGCUUAACUAGCACGUGUUGAUAAAAUAGUUAAACCACCUGGAGCUUGUGCUCUAGGUGCCGAUGAAUACUUGUGACAUUACCUACAGCUUAGAAACACGAGUCUUCUGUACAUGAUGGCUGUUGUGAAUACAUACUUUGAGUUGAAGAAGAUGUU